GCAGGUCCAGCUUCAAGGAGGCCAACCGCCUUUCCCAUUGCAGCAGCCUCAACUCGUAUUCAAUCCACCUCAGCCCCAGCCCCAGCCCCAGCCCUCCUAUCCACCGACGUACCCUUCGAAUGCGCCUGCCCUGCAAAACCAGAAUGUCCCUGGGCCGUCUCUUUAUGCACUGAACGAAAUCGCCAAAGAGACUGCGGGGCUCGCCGGGAAAGGACUUCCAAGUCUGCCUCCGACGUGGAACGCCGGAUAUGCUCCUCCGCCUCCCAUCCCCUACAACCCUCAAGGUCCCAUGUAUCAGUGGCCAGGGUACGGCUACCACGCACCCGCACCAAAUUAUUAUGGUGGCCACCCCGGACCUCAAGCUCAUGGUGCAGCGCCUGGUGCAGCACCUUAUCCCGGUGCCCCAAUGCAAUCCCCCCCUGCUCCUCCUGCAGCGCAUGUCCCGUUUCACCAGCAGGUGCAAGUGAUGUCGCAUGCUGCACCGAUGCCGCAAGUACCAUCUGUAGGCCCAGUGGAGGGAAGUUCUACGGGGAGUUUGAAGAGGAAGGCGGCUGAUGAGGAUGACAUGACCGAAGACACGAAAGAAAAACGUUCUCGUCCUCAGGGCAAUCCAGAUUUUGAACGCGUACCGCCGGGUACAGAUGGGAAAGAGAGGUGGAGAUGUCUUAAGAACGCAUGCAAAAGCUGUCAUCCGAUGCUGGAGGCCAGCGUUCAUAAACAUAUAACGGAGACGGUCUCACAUGGCGGAUCAAAUAAGUAUAUAUGCGAAGCGUGUGGUGCCGGUUUCAACCGCCGGGAUGCAUUAAAAAGGCAUAAACCCUCUCAACAGUGCAUCAGAAAUAGGGAGAAGGCUCUGGCUCAAGCAAACUCCCAAGCGCUUGGUCCCAUCACGUUCGCAUCUUCCUCAGGCCCUGCAUCGAGCUCGGCGACCCAACAAUCCUUGCCCCCGUCUGUGGCCCCACCGCAUGUUGUUCAGGUCGUUGGGAAUAGCACAUCUGGCGCUGCGUCCUCCGUCGCGAUGUCUCAGCAACAAUUCGCCUUCAAAGUCCAAGGACCUGCAUCGGGCUCCGCGAACCAACAAUCCCUGCCCUCGCAUGUUGCCCCACCGCAUGCUAUUCAAGCCGCUGCGAAUCGCACGUUUGGCGCUACGGCCCCCUUCGCGAUGUCUCAUCAGCAAUUCACCUUGAAAGCACGAGGACCUGCAUCGAGCUCGGUGAGUCAACAAUUCAGUCCGCAGGCCACACGGACUGACGCAAGGUCAAUGAUCCAGCAUGUCCCAACCUGGUCUGCGUUCUCGCAGAAAUAUCCAUCUCUCCCCGAGAACAUUCAAACCUCAUUCAAACCGACCACUGUGCAGCAGCCGGCUGUCGCACCCCCGUUGCAGGCCUUCCAGGGUACCCCGAACCAGACUUCUUCUACUCCCCUCCCAUCUGCACCUAAAUCACAACCCGCGCAACCGUCAUCUGGCCAUACUAUACCAAUCGUCGCGAGUGAUUUCUCAUUGUCGAUUUUCAAGCCGACUGCUGCUCCCCUCCAACCUCCUUUGCCGCCAUUGUCUCUUCCCCCGUCUGAGGAUGUAAACGAUGAGGAUGAUGAGGAUGAUGAUUCAGGUUUAUUCUCAGAACCAUCCUCUCCCACAUCGUCCAAGGAUGCAUUCGACCCUUCCAUGCACCUGUUCUCCGCACCACCGUCUCCCUCUCCUGACUGAGAAAGCGAUGGAUGCUACUGUCCCUUGACGUAAAUGCAAUCGCGCCUCUCUUUUGCCCCAUUCGACGGGUCUGUUCUCAAUAUCCCUUUUUCUGAUUAUUUAUUCGAUGUCGAGCGAUCGCUCUUGGACUGCCUUGUGUUCGGUUUCAUUAUCGUAGACUUCACAUAUCUUCACAUGACAUCGUGCAUCAUUUAUUUUGGAAUAGACACAAGUACCUAUACCAAUUGGAAGUAUACCCUAUGUAACAAUACUAUAAGUA
This is a messenger RNA of Suillus plorans, 1967 nucleotides long. RefSeq lists its product as uncharacterized. The annotation marks the transcript as partial. The record is from RefSeq and is a predicted model, not a curated record. The transcript has 4 exons. Lineage: Eukaryota; Fungi; Basidiomycota; Agaricomycetes; Boletales; Suillaceae.